CGCAGUUGCAAUUCGCACACAGUUCGGCUCCCGGCUGAAAUCCAUGCCGCGGUGAUUGUUGUUAAUCUCGCUGUUCGCCUCGCAUACUCAGAGCAAUUUUCAUAGAUAUCACUGUCCGUCGUGUGCGAUCUUUGCUCCUGACCCUAUACAAGCCGUCUUGCUCAAUCAUCCGACGCCAUGGCGGCCGAGAAAUACUACAUCAAAGAUGCUAUAACCAAGCCUGCUGUUCACCACGAAACGUACCAGAAGUUAUGGGAGACGAAAUGGAAAGCGCCAUGUCAAAUGGGUGUAUACCCUUUUAUGUUUGGAAGCAUCAAAGACUUUGAGCCAGUUGCAGAGUCAAUUAUCGAGAAAGGUCUCAAAGAACCCUACGACUGGGACGAAUAUGCGCAAAUGUACUUUCAGAAAGCCGGAGAACUCACCAAGAUUGCGGAAGAAGCAGAGCAAGCUGGCGAGAAAGAGAAGGCUUCGGAAUACUACCUACGAAGUGCUGCCGUCUACCGUAUCUCUCGAUUCCCUACUCCGCGGUCGGAGCAACAAAAGUACGCAUGGAGGAAAGGAACAGAAAUAUUCUACAGGGGCGCAGGUCUGAUGGAGUACCCGAUCAAAGAAGUCCGCAUACCUCACAAACAUGCGAUCGAAGGCGAGGGUGAUGUUGUGCCUGUCAACUUCCUCCUCCCUCCCGGCGCGUCCCCCGAGAACCCUGUCCCUUGCGUCCUCAUCGUCACAGGCCUUGAUGGGUAUCGCACAGAACUAGCAGUAUGGCAACAAGGGUGGCGCUCGAAAGGAGUAGCGACUGUUAUUGCCGAAAUUCCCGGUACUGGAGACUCCCCAGCUCUUCGAUCCGAUCCCACGAGUCCUGACCGCCAAUGGUCCAGCGUCCUGGAUUGGGUAGACACGCAAACAGCGAUUGACAACAAGAAGAUUGUGUCCUGGGGCUUCUCAACAGGUGGAUACUAUACCCUGAGGAUGGCACAUACCCACAAAGACCGCAUGUUAGCGUGUAUCAGUCUCGGAGGCGGAGCUCAUCAUAUGUUCGACCGGGAAUGGCUGGAAAAUGUGAACAAGCUGGAGUAUCCCUUCGACCUGGCAGGCACACUGGCAUACAAGUUCGGCUACCCUGAUUUGGAGUCAUUCAUUCAGGAGGCUCCCAAGUUCUCCUUGCUGAACGACGGAACGCUCGAAAAGCCUUGUACCAAGGUUCUUCUGGUCAACGGCAACGACGAUGAAAUCUUCCCGAUCGACGACAUGUUUGUUGCGUUAGAGCACGGUCAACCCAAGUUGGCUAGAAUGGUCAAGGGCAAAAAGCAUAUGGGCGAGCCGGACAGUUUUUUCAUAAUUCUGAGAUGGAUCCAUCAACUUCUGGGACUCGACGGUAACAUCAUGGACCAGAUGAAGAUGCUUCCUUCGCGAACAAAGUACUGAUCCGAUGAAGGAGAGUUGAAGCCUAUGUGUGCUGGAUGGCCUGGCUUUUUGCAUAGCUGGUCGGAUGAGCGUUGAGUAUAGUCAAAAUUUGAUGU
This is a messenger RNA of Exophiala viscosa, 1520 nucleotides long. RefSeq names its product yellowish-green 1-like protein. The transcript is spliced from 5 exons. The record is from RefSeq and is a predicted model, not a curated record. Lineage: Eukaryota; Fungi; Ascomycota; Eurotiomycetes; Chaetothyriales; Herpotrichiellaceae. The coding region runs from base 178 to 1425 and encodes 415 amino acids.